AUGUUCUUGGGAUUACGCAUUGCUCCUGCACGACACCUUCUCUGCCGACAAUACAGUGCUGCUGCUGCUGCUAUCAAGCCCGACAUUAAGUUGUUGAAGCAAUUGCGCCAGGAGACCGAGGUUUCCAUGACAAAAGCCAAAGAAGCCCUUGUCAAGAACAACAAUGACUAUGCAAAGGCCAUGGCGUGGUUAGAGCAAGACGCACAAGCUGCUGGUGCCAAAAAGGCUCAAAAGGUUGCAGGACGAACUGCUGGCGAAGGUCUUAUCAGUAUCGCAUCCGUUGUUGCUGAAGGUGCUCCUCGUAGAAGCACUAUGGUGGAGCUUAAUUGCGAGACUGAUUUUGUUUCACGUAAUGAUGUAUUCAAGAACCUUGCUUCGCGUAUUGCUGCCACCUCUCUCUUGUUGCACGAUUCAUCCAAGGCCGUUGAACAAAUUCCAGUUGACAGCUUGUUACAAGCACCCUUGAUGCCUCACCCCGACGAUGCUACUGCUGCUCCAGACGCUACCAAAUCAGUUCAAGAGGUCAUUGUUGAGACGAUUGGCAAGUUGGGCGAAAACAUCACAUUACGUCGUGCAGCCGUUGCAUCAGGUGGUGCUGUUGGUCAAUACAUUCAUGGUGGUGAUACCGCUACCGGCAAGAUGGGUGGUUUCGCUGUCCUUGAGCCUCGCAAGGUGGAAGCGAAUGCUGAUGCAUUAACCAAGGUCGCUCGUCAAGUGGCUCGUCAAGUCGUUGGUUACAAUCCACAAUAUCUUAACCAAGAAGAUGUGCCUGCUGGUGAAUCCGCUGAUGUCUCCGAAAUCGUCUUGACCAAGCAACCCUUCAUGUUGAACCCUGAUCUCACUGUUGCCGAGCACGUAGACAAGGCUGCCAAGGAAGCUGGUGUUGAGGAUGGUGCUAUCGUGACUGGAUUCUUGCGAUGGCAAGUGGGUGAAGGCAUUGAAAAGAAGGAAAAUGACUUUGCUAGUGAAGUACAAAAGGCUGCUUCCGGUAACUAG
Molecule: messenger RNA, 996 nt
Organism: Lichtheimia ornata
Lineage: Eukaryota; Fungi; Mucoromycota; Mucoromycetes; Mucorales; Lichtheimiaceae
Product: translation elongation factor Ts
Exons: 2
Coding region: 1-996 (331 amino acids)
Biological process (GO): mitochondrial translational elongation
Cellular component (GO): mitochondrial matrix
Molecular function (GO): protein binding; translation elongation factor activity
Source: RefSeq, a predicted model, not a curated record